Messenger RNA from Xyrauchen texanus (razorback sucker), 6893 nucleotides. Its product is annotated as gastrula zinc finger protein XlCGF57.1-like. The record is from RefSeq and is a predicted model, not a curated record. NCBI's taxonomy places the organism in Eukaryota, Metazoa, Chordata, Actinopteri, Cypriniformes, Catostomidae. The coding region runs from base 108 to 1814 and encodes 568 amino acids. The transcript is spliced from 3 exons.
CCGUGAAUUCUCUUGUUGUUGUUUGACUGUAGAAAGAAUAGUUUCCAGAUGAGGAAGAAAAACUCCAGAUGAAUCGACUGAGAUCUGUGUGACAAACUGCUGUAAAGAUGGAGUUUAUUAAAGAAGAGAGUGAAGACAUCAGUAUUACACAAACAUGUGGAAUAAAAACUGAAGAUACUGAAGAACAAAGAGACCUGAUGGAGCUGAAAGAGGAAAGUCAAGAUCUGAAUGAAGAGGAGAAACAUCAGUAUCAGAUGCCUGUUGAUGUUAUUACUGGUGAUCAAUCUUUUAGUGGCUCACAGACUGAAGAAACCAAAUCCAAAAAAUCUUUCACUUGUUCUCAGUGUGGAAAGAGUUUCACUCGUCAAGGAAGCUUGAAUCGUCACAUGAGAAUUCAUGCUGAAAUGCCUCCUUACACAUGCAAUCAUUGUGAAAUGAGUUUCAAAUGCAAAAUAUCCCUCCUUAGACACAUGCAAGUUCAUAUUAGAGUGAAAUCUUUCAUAUGCAAGCGGUGUGGGAAGAGUUUCACUCGUCAAGGAAGCUUGAAUCGUCACAUGAGAAUUCAUGCUGAAAUGCCUCCUUACACAUGCAAUCAGUGUGAAAUGAAUUUCAAAUGCACAAUAUCCCUCCUUAGACACAUGCAAGUUCACAUUAGAGUGAGAUCUUUCAUAUGCCAUCGGUGUGGAAAGAAUUGCGAAGGUAGAAGAGGUCUUGAAAAACACAUGCGUAUUCACACUGAAGUGGACAGUUACGUAUGCUAUCAGUGUGGAAAGAGUUACACGUUGAAACAAAGUUUGAAACGUCACUUGAGAAAUCACACUGGAGAGAGGCUUUUCACAUGCCGUCAGUGUGGAAAGAGUUUCACACAAAAAGGAAGCCUAAAUAUCCACAUGAGAAUUCACACAGGAGAGAAGCCUUUUACCUGCCAUCAAUGUGGAAAGAGUUUCGUAAAGAAAGACAACCUGAGGCAACACAUGAGAAUUCACAAAGAAGAGAGGCCAUUCACAUGCCGCCAGUGUGGGAAGAGUUUCAAACAAAAAUGUAGCGCAUAUAUCCAUAAGAGAAUUCACUCUGGAGAGAAGCCUUUCUCUUGCUGUCAGUGUGGAAAGAGUUUCAUAAAGAAAGCAAGCCUUAAGAGACACACGAGAAUUCACACUGGAGAAAAGCUCUUCACAUGCCUUUACUGUGGAAAGAGUUUCUCACAAAAUGGAAAUCUUAAUAUCCACAUGAGAAUUCACACUGGAGAGAAGCCUUUCAUAUGUCAUCAUUGUGGAAAGAGUUUCACACUAAAUGGAAGCCUUAAAAUCCACAUGAGAAAUCACACUGGAGAAAAGCCCUACAAAUGCCCUCGCUGUGGAAAGAGUUUCACACAGAAUGGAAAUCUGAAAAUCCACAUGAGAAUUCACACUGGAGAGAAGCCUUUCAUGUGUCAUCAUUGUGGAAAGAGUUUCACACUAAAUGGAAGCCUUAAAAUCCACAUGAGAAAUCACACUGGAGAAAAGCCCUUCACAUGCCCUCACUGUGGAAAGAGGUUCACACAGAAUGGAAAUCUUAAAAUCCACAUGGCAAUUCACACUGGAGAAAAGCCCUUCACAUGCACUCACUGUGGAGAGAGUUUCAAAUUAAAAAGAGACUUUAAUUACCACAUUGGAAUUCACGCUAGAGAGAAACGUUUUCAUGUGCCCUCAGAAUCAGAACCAGAAGGAGCUUUAUUGCCAAGUUGUCUCACAGACUCAAGGAAUGUGUCUUCAGUGACAGAAGCUUCCAGUACACCCAAACCCAAAAUAGAUUAUUCCUCUUGGUUUUUAGAAUAACUUAUUUGUCAGAAAACAUCAUUUCUACACUUAAUUUUAAUAUAAUGGUGUAACAAUAUUUUUAAAUUACCCAAUUAAGCAGCCACAAAGUACCCCUGAUUUCAUUCAUUUCAUCAGUUUCUCAUAAUAUUUUUUGUCACACUUUUGAUUUACACAAUUAUGUUAUGCAAUCUCGUUAACAAUGGCAUGUGUAAACAUGCAAAAUGUUAAGUAGUUAUGUAAAAAGUAAUUAAGCAAAAGCUCCACUCUUUACCACAAUGGUUACCCAACGUAACAGAAUUGGUUCUAAAUCCCAAAAUCACUGAACACCUUUGUCUUUUCUCAUCUUGCUCAUAAACAUAAAAUAACAUAUAAUAACUUAAUUUAAAAAAUGUUACCCUCCCGAUCAAGUACCACACAAAGCAUGCUGGGAACUAUAAAUCCCCCCUACCCAGUUUAAGUUAUGUCAACAACAAAUGUGUUUAUGAAAUACCAACACAAACGUAUUAAGUACAACUCAAUUUAAAACAUUUAAGUAGAUUGGAUACAAUUAAAUUAAGUUCAAUUGUAAAUUAAAUGAUUGUAGGGGGCUUGGUAGCUCAACAAGUAAAAACACUGACUACCACAUCUGGAGUCGCAAUUUAGAAUCCAGGGCAUGCUGAGUGACCGCUGGAUGUCACAGAGAGUUGCGUGAAGCCUCCACACGGACUAGGUCUCCGCGGCAACGCGCUCAACAAGCCACGUGAUAAGAUGCGCAAAUUGACAUGCUUAGAUGCGGAGGCCGAGUCCAUGUCAUUUGUGAUGCACUGAAAUAAAAAACAAAAGAUGUAGCCAGAGUUUGUUUCUCUAUGUUCCCCAACACACACAUGCACAACACACUUAUCAGUUAACCAAUAUGCUUUAAUGGAUCGGUUACCGAGAUAACUUGCAAGAAGAAAAAAAAAGACAGAUAUGUAGCAACGUAUUAGAAACUAAAAAGGGACUUCCGGUGACGUCAUGACCGAGGCUCACAACAAACAACCAAAAUGGCCACCGCUUGAAAGGACAGAGUGCUAAAAAAGACGACCAACAAUGUCAAAAUGACACAGGACACAACAAAGAGAACAUGGCGACAGUGAUAGCCGAGCUGUGCAUGUUAAGAAAGGAACACACUGAAGCCUCAAAAGAUAAUAAAGACACUUUAUCAAGGGUAGAAUCUGCACUCAGCGAAGUAGCUGAAAGAAACACAAAACUUGAGCAAAAUAUGACAGAUUACGAACAGAGACUGAGUGACGCAGAAAACAAGACACAACGAAAUGAGAGAGCCCUUUGCUAUCUGUUACGAAGAGAUGCUAGCCUAUCAGCAAAAUGUGAAGACCUAGAGUCCAGAGCCAGACGGAAUAACAUCCGUAUACCAAGCGAGCCCUCCGAGAUCUAUUAUCAUCAGAUUCCUGGACUACAGCAUCAAUGAACUGGUCAUUCAAGCGGCAUGGAAACACCGGGGAGGAGCGACAUAUAAAGGGAAGAAGAUCUUUUUUGACCAGGACUACACGUCAGACAUCCAGAAGAAACGUAAGCAAGUAAGGGAUGUGAUAAAGCAGCUUAAAGAGAAGAACAUGAAACCUCAAUCGCCAUUUCCUGGAAUCCGGAGCGAAGACCUUGCGGAUGCAACCACGACACUUGAAGAGAUGGGUAUUCAAGUCCAAAUAGACGAACGCGAGAGGCUCCAGGUGGAACUUUCAUGGAAUAGCUGGAAGGCCACGACAUCAAACCGGGAGAACUUAAAGACCAACGCGGAUCUGAAGAGCUUUCUUCACGGUGAAAAUGUAACCACAAAUUAAACAAAUUUGGACUGUGAGGAGAGUUUAUGUUAAAAAUUAAAACAUAAGGACGUGACACGAACUUACUUUACAGGAAAAUUCCGUUCUGGCUAGUUAUGUUAUUGUAAUUUAAAAACACGAUGUUAAAAGGGAUUCUCCUCUGCCGUGGAGCUUUCCCCUUUUUUUGUUAAUUUCUCUCCUCCUUUCUGCUAUGGUUAGUGGAGGCCAUAGCAAAGGCAACUUGUGUACGUGUAACCUAGUUGCAGCACUAUGUGCACAACCACGGAGAGACCGGUAUGCUUGUUGGUCAGUCGGGUUUUUGGAAGUUUGUACUUUUCUUUGUAUGUUUUUGUUGGAUGUUAUUGUAUAUAAUUCUUACAACUAUGCAGUCAAAUAGGGUGCUUUAUGAACAAGGGUAUAAUUUUGGAAAAUAUAUGUUAACUCUUAAAGACAGAAUAGAGGGGUAUUGUUAUCCACAUGGAUAAGUUGACCAUGGUGAGCUAAAAUGUCCAUGGAUUAAACCAUUCUAUCAAAAGGAAAAAAAUAUUCUAUCAGUUAAAGGAAUUGCAAUGUACAAAGCACAAGCCAACCGAACAGUUUCUAAAGUUACACACCCAACAUCAGGCAGAACAGUAUCUCAUCCCAAAGAUGUAGUUGAUGCCUUAGCAUAAUUUUACCAAAACCUAUACAAUGAACCCAGAUUACAAACAACAGAUGAUACUAAAACUUUCCUGGCCGGAUUUGGCCUCUCCACAUUAUCAGAGGAAGCGUCACUACAUAUGAUAACAGACAUUACAGAAAUAGAAAUAAAAAGCAAUAGCAAUAAAAAGAUAAAAAAAUAUUAAAUCUCAAGGAGUUGACGGACUCCCUGGCGAGUUCUAUAAAUACUUCAUAGAAAACUUAGCACCGAUAUUAAUUAGCGUGUUUAGAUAUUCUCUCUCCAAGAAUAAUCCUCCUGAGACAUGGUCACAGGCCAUUUUAUCUGUGAUUCAUAAAGAAGGAAAAGAUCCAACACUCUGUAAGGGAUACAGACCCAUUAGUCUGAUAUGCAAUGACCAGAAAUGAUAAAUUAAGACUAUAAAUAAGAAUAAAAACUAAAUUAAGUAUUUUAGCAAGGAGAGUUCAAGAACAUAUUACAACAUUGAUUAACCCAGACCAAACAGGGUUCAUUCCCAACAGACAGGGAGCUAAUAAUAUAAGAAGAACUUUCAACAUUACCUGUGCCAAAAAAAAAAACAAGCAGACAUUAAUGCUAAUGAGUUUUGAUGCACAGAAAGCAUUUGAUACGGUGAACUGGGACUUUUUAUAUAAAACAUUAUCCGUAAUGGGAUUUCACACAAAGUUUGUACAAUGGGUCAGAGCUAUAUACACAAAUCCAAAGGUGCGUGUCAGAGUAAACAGAUGCUGUUGUGAGUUUUUUUUACUUAUAGAGGGGAGUGAGGCAAGGAGAAUGCCUCAGUCCCCUGCUCUUUGCUAUUAACAUUGAACAUUUGGCAGCAUCUAUAAGAUGGAAUAAGGAAAUAAAAGGCAUAAUGGACAUGGGAAAUAAAGAACAUAAGAUAUCUCUUUAUGCAGACGAUAUCCUGACUUAUAUAAGUGAUCCAAUCAUUUCUAUUCCUGUGCUGAUUAAUACCUUAAAGGAAUAUGGAGAACUUUCUGGCUACCAGGUCAAUCAGUCAAAAUCAGAGGCAACUAUGUUAGUUGGACAAUGGCCUGUGCGACUGGAAGAAUAGAAACUAUAAGAAUGUCCUACCAAGAUUACUCUUUCUCUUCCAAUUAUUACCUGUAUAUGUUCCCAUCCCCCCAUUCAAUUUUACUACAUUAGACAAAUGGCUAUCCAAAUUUUUAUGGCAAGGCAAACGACCCAGACUUAAAUUUGGAAGACUGCUUUGCCUAAUCUGAAAAAAUAUUAUUGGGCAGCCCAACUCCGAUCAAAGGUUGCUUGGAUAUGCCAAGAAACUGACACUAUAUGGGUGGGAAUGGAGCAGAGUGAAUAUCCAGAUAUGCCACUGGACAUUUGGGGGGAAAAGGUUACUAAUGUAUGGAUAAAAAAUAUGGUCAGUUGUGAGAAAACUACAACUUCCUAUGACAAUAUCCAGAGCUAUAAAGAUAACAAACAUCAUAGAUUUCCCUCCAGCUACAUUUGAUAAAGGAUUUCAAAGAUGGAGAGAGGUGUGUUUAGUGGUUUUAGACCAGCUGUUUGAGGGAGCUGUUCUAAAAACAUUUGAACAGCUCAGAGACAAAUAUGAUCUACCAAAUCAAGACUUUUUCAGAUACAUUCAAAUAAGACAUUAUCUACACAGACUUCUCCCCACCACCAAUAUCUGCUCCCCACCAUCCAAGACAGAGCAUUUAAUCAUAUCAACAACUGAAGAAACAGUGAAAGCAAAGUUCAUAUCACAUAUAUACAGGAUAUUACAGGAAGAAUUAAAAGAAAAUAAUCUAGAUAUUAAAGAAAAGUGGGAAUUAGAGAUGAAUACAAUGAUUUCUGAUAAGCAAUGGGAGAUUUCUUGUGGUCAGGGACAUUCCAGUAGCCCUAACUGGAAAGAAUUUGGAUGGAAGAAUAAAAUGAGGUAUUUUAAAACUCCAGCUAUAACAUCAAAGAGUAGCAAUACCUCAGAACAAUGUUGGAGGGGCUGUGGCUCAUUGGGAGACCACACACAUAUAUUUUGGGACUGUCCAAAGCUAUCAGAAUACUGGCAAAAUGUACAAAAGGAAAUCAUUUUUUUUUUUUUUUGUCUAUAUAUGUACCGUUCAAACCAUCACACUUUAUAUUAGGAGUACUGCCAGAUGACCUUGAAGAAAAUAGCCAAACAUAUUUAUUGAGAGUCCUCCUGAUAGCAAACAAAGUAAUAACAUCCUCCUGGCUGAAGCCACACCCUCCCACAAUAACACAAUAGAGGGAAAGAAUUCAGGAUACUUACCACAUGGAAUAUAUGACUGCAUUAUUACAACUGAAAGCAGACGUAUUCUUGAACAAAUGGACCCCCAUUGCCUUACAUUUUCAUCUGAUAUGAUAUUAUGAUAUGCAAAACUGUUUAUUUAUUUUAUUAUUUUUUUCUUUAUAAAGGCAGUGGUUAUUUCUAACAUGCAAGUUACUCCACUUAUUUCUCUGUACCCAUGUAAUACUAUGUAUAUUGUUAAGAUAAUGAACGAUCCCUGCUUACACCCUUUAAUGUUAUGCUUUGCCUCCGAUGACUGAGAUCCAUGGACUAAUAGCCCUUUAAGAGGUAUGCUUGUGGCACUUUAUUGUACUGUAAAUAAGAUGUGUUGUGAUAUAUUGUAUGACUGCACUGGAUAA